GCCCCAACGUAUACAGCGCUCUCUGGCGACGCCCCAAACUCUCGCGAGAGCUACCGGGCCGGGGCGCGAGGAGAAAGAGGCGGAUGCUACUCGCGCAUGCGCAUGGGUGACCGGCGGCCGUUCUGAGGGGAGGCGCCAUUUUGGGCCUGUACAGCCGGGCGGUGGAGGUGUUCGUAGGCGGUGGGUCUCAGCGCUGAGCGCCGCGCUGAGGGCUUCGCCCCGCCGCCAGACCCCGGGUCUCGGCGGGGCCGGAGGCCCGCCAUGGAGACCGAGUACUACAGCGGGGACCAGUCAGAUGACGGUGGAGCUACUCCGGUGCAGGACGAAAGAGAUUCGGGAUCUGACGUUGAAGAUGAAGGAAAUGAGCAGCAUUCUGGAUCUGAGAAUGGGAGUGUAGGGCACCGUUCAGAGAACGAACACAGUGAUGGAGAAGAUGAUGGGCAAAUGGGAGAGCCUCAUAUGACAGACUCUGAGAAUGAAGAUGCACCGAGGCAAAAAGACAGUGACUCAGAUAACGAGGAGCCUCCAAAUCACAAUGUGAGCGAUUCAGACAAUGAAGCAGCUCAGGGAGGGAAAGACAGUGACUCUGAUACCGAGGACCGUCCAAACCAGCACUUAAGUGACUCUGAAAACGAAGAUGCCUUAAAUCAUCAGGCGAGUGACUCUGAAAAUGGAGAACCUCCCAGGAAUCACAGUAGUGACUUUGAAAAUGAGGAGUCACGGAAGCAGCCGGCCAGCGACUCAGAGAAUGAGGAGCUCCAGAAGCAGCCAGCCAGCGACUCAGAGAGUGAGGAGCUCCACAAACAGCUGGGCAGCGACUCGGAGAGUGAGGGUGUUGCCAGACACAAACCAGAAAUAGAGUCUGAUGAUAGCGAUGGGGAGGACAGGAAGGAGGAGGUGCAGAAUGAUUCUCACCAUUCAGAUAAUGAACAAGCGAGGGAAGGAUUUCAGGGUUCUGACAGUGAAGAAGAAGGUCCUCAGAGACGAAAAAUAUCAGACAGUGAUGAUGAUGAGAAGGAGGAGGAGAAGACAGUGAAGAGGAAAACAGCUAUCCUCUCUGACAGUGAGGAUGAGAAUGAGAAAGCACCUGCAAAAAAAGUACGAAUCCUUUCUGAUGUUGAAGAAUCAGAUAGUGAUGCUGCUUCAGAGAAAUCUGACAAAAGGAAGAAAAAUAUGGUAUCAGAUAGUGAAGAAGAGGAAGAAAGAAAAGAGGAUACUGGGAAGAAAAAGGAAGAGAAAGAUCUGUUUGGCAGUGACAGUGAAUCUGGAAAUGAACAAGAGAACCUGAUUGCAGAUAUAUUUGGAGAAUCUGGUGAUGAAGAAGAAGAGGAAUUUACAGGCUUUAACCAGGAAGACUUGGAAGAAGAGAAGGGUGAUGCAGAGAUGAAGGAGACAGCAGAUGAGUCCGACUCUGAUGAUAACGUCAAAAGAGGGAAGCAUAUGGACUUCAUGUCAGAUUUUGACAUGAUGCUGCAACGAAAGAAGAGUAUGAGUGGCAAGCGUCGACGAAACCGUGAUGGUGGGACUUUCAUUAGUGAUGCAGAUGAUGUGGUCAGUGCUAUGAUUGUGAAGAUGAAUGAAGCUGCAGAGGAGGAUCGACAGCUGAAUACACAAAAGAAACCUGCACUGAAGAAAUUAACUUUGCUACCAACUGUAGUUAUGCAUCUUAAAAAGCAGGACCUGAAAGAAACAUUCAUCGAUAGUGGUGUCAUGUCUGCCAUCAAGGAGUGGCUUUCUCCUCUCCCAGACCGAAGUCUGCCAGCACUAAAGAUACGAGAGGAGCUUCUGAAGAUCCUGCAAGAGCUGCCAAGCGUGAGUCAGGAGACCCUAAAGCACAGUGGAAUUGGACGAGCUGUGAUGUACCUUUACAAGCACCCCAAAGAGUCAAGACCUAACAAGGAUAUGGCAGGGAAGCUGAUCAAUGAAUGGUCUCGACCCAUCUUUGGUCUUACCUCAAACUACAAAGGCAUGACAAGAGAAGAGAGAGAACAGAGAGAUUUGGAACAGAUGCCUCAGCGGAGGAGGUUAAGCAGUUCUGGUGGUCAGACUCCCCGCAGGGAUCUGGAGAAAGUGUUAACAGGAGAGGAAAAAGCUCUUAGACCUGGAGACCCAGGUUUCUGUGCCCGUGCAAGGGUGCCAAUGCCUUCCAACAAGGACUACGUGGUUAGGCCAAAGUGGAACGUGGAGAUGGAGUCCUCCAGGCCCGGGACUAUUAAGAGAGGUAUUAGUCGCUUGGAAAAACACAAGAGACGGUUUGCUGAACAGAAACGACUCAGCAAAGUGCAUCGGGCCAUCAAGUUCAGCAUUGAAGGCAACAGGAUGCCCCUGUAGCCAUGACACUGCCUUCCCCAAGUUUGAGAGGUAUCCCUCAAGGGAGGUGUGAACAGUGCAUGUGCUUCAGCUGUUGGCAGAUUGCACAUACAGGAAAGGAGUGUGUACACCCCAAUUAAACUUGGAAAACUCUCCUUGUAUUCUCUGAUGUCCGCACUGUGGCCUAAACUGUAAUUUGUACAGGAAAAAGUCUGUAGCACGUAACGUCUACCAUGUUUCCUGCGCCUGUUACUUUCAUGGUACCCAAAUGAUGAGUUUUACAUGAGAAUCCCUGUGUUCGGAAGGCUCUGCACCUGUGGCUUCUGGUGCUUGGCAUACCAGCAAGUCUGGCACUUGAAACUUGUUCUUACUUGAGUUCUCCAGGUUUGCCUGGACAGAUGCACAGAAAUUCUUAGCUCUCAGUGUAGGACUUUGGUGUUUUGCUGAGACAAAACAAGAUGUUUGCAACAACUCUUUUCCACAAUCGUUGACAGAAGUGAGAUUCAGGGGGUGGUUGUCAGGAACAGGAGAAGACUCCCUGCCAUGAGUGUGGAUGGAGGGAGAUCAAUCACUGACGUGCAUCAACAUGAGAAUUGUUUUGGCAGUGCUAACUCUGCAUUCAGGUUCUGUGAGCAGAGGUGUUACAAAGGAACAGUGAUGUGGGGCAAGCACAGAUGAUAGAUGUUGAGUUUAAACUUCGUAUUUAUUCACGUAAAACAACGAUGAAAAACAAAACUCAAACCCAAAGCAUAUACAUAGAUAUCUCCUUUGAAAAUCAGUGAAAUUCCAGAUUAGAAUUUCAGUGAAUUCUGUGACUAAAUAGAGUUCGUUUUAAAUGAGUGUUCCGUAGCGAUGGAACAAGAGGCUCAAUUCCCAAUAGCUGCUUUAGUCAGGUGCUAAGUUGCAUAUUCCAGAUGUUACUUUUUCCCAAACAUGAAAGGUGUGAAAUUUCCAUCACUGUUUCUGCUGUCCAAUUAAAGGGGAAAUUGCAUCUAGGUUGUGGACUGGAAUGUCCUUUGUCUUCAGUGGCGUUUCUCAUCUGUGUGAAAUAACUGCUGUGUUGUCUCCGUUCUUCAGCUGCAGUUAAAACACAGAGAUGAAAUGCAGUAGCUUCUAGUAACUGAUGUGAUCAGCUUUUCUUAGGCAUUUUUUUCACUUCCAACCUCACCUCCUUUUUUUCCAAUAAUCUCACGCUUUUUAAGUACUAAUGAAUUAAUUUCAAAAUAAAUCACAGUUUGGAAUUGAUGUGUCAGCUCAGUCAAGUGUAGUUACAUCUAAAACCUUCCACAGGAAGCCUGUGUACGUAUGGCAUUGUGCAAUAUAUUUGUCACUACACUCCAGACAAAAGCUAUUCCAAACUGUAUGUUCUGCCAGUGUGUGAACAUCUCGUGUGUCUGCUAACCUCUGCAGUGGGAGAGCUUUCCUCUGUGACAUGUGUGUGAUCACUGCCAUACAUGGGAUGGUACACUGGGGGAACUGUAUCUCCACAUGGGGGGAGCUGAGGGCAGAGCUGCACGCCCCUCCCCACACCAGGGACUCCUUCAGAUCCCACUUGCAGGUUUAACCUUGCAUGCGUUGCUUUUCUUGAGCCUAUGGGACGUCUGCUUUUUUUCAGUGGUAAUUAUUAGUUUUGUUUUUUAAGUUCCAGGGGACCUCUAAGAAAGGGGUGAGUCGACUGGACAAACAGAUGCGGAAAUUCACAGAUAUCAGGAAAAAAAGCAGAUCGGCCCAUGCG
Phasianus colchicus (ring-necked pheasant) is the source of this 4045-nucleotide messenger RNA. RefSeq names its product interacts with SUPT6H, CTD assembly factor 1 (gene IWS1). Lineage: Eukaryota; Metazoa; Chordata; Aves; Galliformes; Phasianidae. Gene Ontology annotation, biological process: poly(A)+ mRNA export from nucleus. The record is from RefSeq and is a predicted model, not a curated record. Gene Ontology annotation, cellular component: nucleus.